CUUCCUUCAUGUAUCUUCUGUUAUGGCUCUUGCGCAGGUCUGGCCACCUGAUCUCCAUUCUGGUGCCAAUGGAUGUUCCUUGUGAUGACGUGGGUGCGCUAACAGUGUGUUCUUCACAGGUGGUCGCUGUGUAUGGGACUUUGUCAGACUUGCUUUCUGUGGCCAGCAAUAAACUUGGAAUCAAAGCAACAAGUGUGUAUAAUGGGAAAGGUGGACUGAUCGAUGACAUUGCCUUGAUCAGAGAUGAUGAUGUUCUCUUUGUAUGUGAAGGAGAACCCUUUAUUGACCCUCAGGCAGAUAUGAAACUACCUGAAGGACCAACAGGAUCUCAUACAGACUGGCUGACUCUAAAUGUAGGAGGACGAUACUUUACAACCACAAGGAGCACUUUAGUGAAUAAAGAACCUGACAGUAUGCUGGCCCACAUGUUUAAGGACAAAGGUGCCUGGGGAAAUAAACAGGAUCACAGGGGAGCUUUCCUAAUUGACCGAAGUCCUGAGUAUUUUGAACCCAUUUUGAACUAUCUCCGUCAUGGACAGCUUAUUGUAAAUGAUGGCAUUAAUUUAUUGGGCGUGUUAGAAGAAGCCAGGUUUUUUGGUAUUGAUUCAUUGAUUGAACAUCUGGAAGUGGCAAUAAAGAAUUCUCAACCACCAGAAGACCAUUCCCCAAUAUCUCGGAAGGAGUUUGUCCGGUUCCUGCUAGCCACACCAACCAAGUCAGAAUUGCGUUGCCAGGGGCUAAACUUCAGUGGUGCUGAUCUUUCUCGUCUGGACCUUCGAUACAUCAACUUCAAGAUGGCCAAUCUAAGUCGCUGCAACCUCGCGCACGCUAACCUCUGCUGUGCGAAUCUCGAGCGAGCCGACCUCUCCGGAUCCGUGCUGGAUUGUGCCAACCUGCAGGGGGUGAAGAUGCUUUGUUCCAACGCCGAAGGGGCCUCCCUAAAGCUGUGUAACUUCGAGGAUCCUUCGGGCCUUAAAGCCAAUUUGGAAGGUGCUAAUUUGAAAGGUGUGGAUAUGGAGGGAAGCCAGAUGACAGGGAUCAAUCUUCGCGUUGCUACAUUAAAAAAUGCAAAAUUGAAGAACUGUAAUCUUCGAGGAGCAACCCUAGCAGGAACAGAUUUAGAGAAUUGCGAUCUCUCGGGCUGUGACCUCCAAGAAGCCAACCUGCGAGGCUCCAAUGUCAAGGGCGCCAUCUUCGAAGAGAUGCUGACCCCAUUGCACAUGUCCCAGAGCGUCAGAUAAGAAGCCCCCUUGAGGGGUGACUGUAGGUGACUGAUCUCGAACCAGAGGAGAUGGGAAGUGUUUUCCUUGUGACACAUUUUUCUCCACCUACUCAAUAGUCUAGAAGAAAUAACACUGUAAAAGAAUUACAAAGCAGUUAGACAAUAAUGUAUAUUCUCAGUAGUGCCUAAGGGAAAAAAAAUCUCACUUUUUUCCCUCACGUUGUAAAGAGGAAGCAUUUACUUAAUAGCCGACUGAACAUUAGCUUCUCUUGCUGCCUUUCUGAACGGGCUGGGAGCCUUUGCCUGGCCUUAUGGUCAGGAAUAGGAUAUAAUAGUAUCUUUGCUUUUAAAUAGGCAUGUUAUGGAAACACCAUCUUGGUUUGAAAUUCAUUGAGGGUUUUAAUUUAUGAAAAGCACAACAUAUGCAAUUAUUUAUUGAAUUUCUAGAUGCAAUAUGGAUAUUUAAACUGUUAAAAGUUUGUGCAAUUAAGGGGGGAAGUUGUCGAGGUUACAGCUAGCUUUAGAGUUGCUGCUGUUCCUUUAAUGGCCUGUAUAUGAAUGUGGUGGGGCCAGACUCCCCAAGCCUCUCUUUUCAGGUACAUUUUCAUAAUGUUUAUUUUUUUUGAGCAACACAACAGCUAAACUAAAGAAAUUCUCAGUUCUAACUGAGGGGGUGGGGAGUGGGGGGGAGACUUCAUUCUCUCUCUUUGAAUUCAGGUGAUGGGAUGGAGCAGACGUCUUUUAAAGUGUGCCAGGAGUGAGUGUGAAGAACGUCUUCCUUCUCAGCAGGGGCGUUUGCUAUGGCUCCAGCAUUAGUGGGUAUUCCUGCUUGGCUCUAAGCAAGGUUCUCCCCAUCCCCAAAGCAGACAGUUAAUUGAUUUGCACAGGCCUGGUUAUCUCCUACAGUCAAGCAUGUAAAGAUGCUUGUAUAACCAAAAAAAAAAAAAUCAAGGUGCAUCAAUAAUAGUCAUUCACCGCAGGUGCUGAUCAAUGUAGACAAUCACCGCGUAGGAGGGUGGUGAAUCGAAUCCAAAUCCAUUGCUGAGUGUUGGGAAAUAGGAAGGAAGAGGUGAGCGUGUGUUCUUGGGAGUCAGAGCAGUCCAGACUCCACUGUGGGGCUCAACGCUGGUCACCUCCCCCCAAAGGGUGGCGGCCGAUGCCAGAUUCAGGCGGUCAGUCUGCCCCGUGGCCCUUCCUGCCCCCAUUCUAGCUCUCCCAAGGCCGGGCAGCAAGCCAAGAAACAGGAGGAAGGCCUUAGGUUCUCUUCAUGUUGUCUAGUCUUUUCUACAUAUGCAAAGCUUUCCUUCGCGAGAAAGAGCGUGUGCGGAGGGAGAGAUCAGACCUCGGGAGCUGUGGGAAAGCGACUUCAAAAAUGAAUUAUUUUCUUUGCUUUAUCAUUUUUUAUCAAGACAGAGAAGUAGAAUAUUGUAUUGAAAGAGAUCUAUUUUCAUAAUCAGUCUGUGUAUAAAUUAUAUUUAAAUAAUUCAUUUCCCUGUCUGUGGUAAGUCCAGAAUGCAUUCUUCGUUCACCCAAAGGUACCUCUUAGGACAUGACUUUACACUGCAGAAGGCGCGAGACCUGCUCUGUUUCAAAUCUGCAGAUUUCAAGUCUAAUGUAA
Molecule: messenger RNA, 2840 nt
Organism: Gracilinanus agilis (Agile Gracile Mouse Opossum)
Lineage: Eukaryota; Metazoa; Chordata; Mammalia; Didelphimorphia; Didelphidae
Gene: KCTD9
Product: potassium channel tetramerization domain containing 9
Exons: 11
Coding region: 9-1241 (410 amino acids)
Biological process (GO): protein homooligomerization
Molecular function (GO): protein binding
Source: RefSeq, a predicted model, not a curated record